This is a messenger RNA of Parnassius mnemosyne (clouded apollo), 699 nucleotides long. The record is from the annotation of a GenBank genome assembly. Lineage: Eukaryota; Metazoa; Arthropoda; Insecta; Lepidoptera; Papilionidae.
AUGUCACUUAUAAAACUUUUCAAAGGACCUAGCAAAAUAUUCAAGAAAGAUGUUAUUACAUUUUUGAUGAUUCGCCGUCACGAUUUGGGGAUCUUAGAAGAACGACUUCGUUACGUGGCUGUUAAGCCGAAUGCUUCAAUAAUGAAGUUGAGAGAAAAAAUAUGGCAUCUUCUAGAUCUUCCGGACUAUUGUGACGAAAUAAUAGUUCUUAAAUCAAAUGACGGAAAUGAAAUACCAUUAACAGCUUUAUGUUUCGGUAACGAUCCGCAGCAUCCUUACAUUUUGGAGGUUUGGCUACCUGACAAUCAGAUGCUAUCUUCGUUAGCAAUUAACAAUAAUAACAUGUUAACUAUGGGUGACAAUGAAUCGCUCUCAGACGGUAAUCGUAUCUCAGCAUGUAAUAUAAGAGAAGAUAAAACGCAAGACAAUUUAGGAAAAACAUGCGAAACUCAAAAAAGUGAUGAAAUUUCAGACUUUAAUAAAUCGGGAGUCGUGGAAAACAAUCACCUAAAGAAUUUACUACAUCCAGACAAUAAAAGACAAGACCUUUCACAUAGAAUUUCUAAUACAUCUCUGUUUUAUAAAAUGUCCGGAAGAAAAGGCGUCGACAACUUCACAUGCAUUUUAUUAAAAAUGCAAAGUGACUUGUCUACAUUAAGCAAUAAAUUGUCAGAACUGGAAAAUAAAAUAAAUUUUUGA